UUUAUUCACUUGCACUGGCGGAUGGCGGCUCCUGAGGCUGAGUUGGUGUUGAAAUGGGAAAGGGAGCAGGCACUUCUUAGAGAAAGUGUGAAGGAGGAGGACACAGAGGAUUGGCAGAGGAGUCCAGACUUCAACGGGCUGGAGAGAGUGGGAGGAGUAGAUCUUUCAUUCAUUAAAGGUGAUGACAUCAAUGCCUGCGCUCAUCUGGUGGUGCUCACAUACCCUCAAAUGAAGGUUCUGUAUGAAGAUUGUAAGAUGGUGACUCUUAAUGCCCCUUAUAUGGCUGGUUUCCUGGGCUUCAGGGAAGCCCCACCUUUGCUACAGGCCCUGGAGAACCUGAAGAACGUACAGCCACAUCUAAUGCCGCAGGUGCUAUUUGUGGAUGGGAAUGGACUAUUCCACUAUCGGGAGUUUGGUUUGGCAUGUCAUCUUGGUGUUCUGUCAGAUCUGCCCUGUGUGGGUGUGGCCAAGAACCUUCUGCAUGUUGAGGGAGUGGUGAGAAGUGAAGAGCACCAGUCACAGAUCAACGCUCUAAAGAAGAGUGGUGAUAGUUUUCCUCUGACUACAGCCUCUGGGAGAGUUCUAGGGAAGGCUCUCCGAAGUUCCCAAAGCAGUAUUAAACCGGUGUAUGUGUCAGUGGGUCAUCGAAUCACUCUGGAUACAGCAGUCAGACUCACACACACUUGCUGCCUCUACAGAGUACCUGAACCAAUACGACAGGCUGACAUCCGUUCAAGAGAAUACCUGCGUUGCCAUGUCCUGGCCCCUGACAUUACCUAGAUGAACAGAUGGAGAGAGAGGAGAUAAUGCUGUGAUGCUUACAUUGUAUUAACAGUGUUAAAUUUUCAUUUAAACUGUUAUUCUGGAAUCCAGGAAUUUACCAUGCUAGUGGAUUUGUAAUAGACUUUUCUUUCUUUUUCCCCCCUUUUUUUAGACAGACUUUCUUUUUUCUGGAUCUAUAAAAAAGGAUAAUAGUACAAAAGUAGGGCUGGGCUAUUUAGCUUCAUGUUCCACUGUCACCAUGAUUUCAUAUAAAUAAAAGAUUGUAAGAACAGCACACUUUACCAAGCAGAUCUAUUAAGUGAGUUUUGGGUACAUUAUGACAAUAAUGUAGUGAAUGGAGGGGGGAAAAGUAAAAGAAGAGAAAAAUUUGCUAAUGCACUUUUCCCCUUGAUAUUUGUAAUCACCAGGAUUCCUUACUACUUUACUUCAUUUUUUUACUUCAUUUUUUUUACAUAAUUUACUUCAGUUCUUUCCUAUUUCAGUUUGUUGUAUAGCCUAUUCUGCACACUGCUGCAUUUAGUUUAAAUUUGCAUAUAAAUUACUUUUCACAUUGUAAAUGUCCACUAUAAAUAAAUAAAGAUAUAAAUUAGUGGUGGGCCUUUAUCGCCGUUAACGUGCUGCAUUAACGCGAGACUCUUAUCGGGUGAUAAAAAAAAUAUCGCUGUUAAUCUAUUCUCAAAGUUGGUUUGGGAGCUGGGUCUAUACUAAGCAAGCUAUAAUGACUUUCACCUUGAUAUUUUAUAUAACCGACUGGCGGAGGCCAGCCUAAAAAGAUGCUCAAGACAGUUGACGGGCAACUGCUGCGCAUCGUCACGAAAGCUUAUCUUUUUCACAUGUUUUUACACCUUACAGCUUAUCGAUUUAAACAUUAAAGCAUCCAAACACAAGACACGGAAAAGCUGAACAGAGUGCGCGUGCCGUGUUAGGUGCGCACGAGAGAGAGAGCCGCGUAUCACGGACAGCGACACUGAACCGAGCUCUCUUCUGCGAAGUUCUUAUCAAAGUCCCUCCUGCACCGGAACGAACAAAUACAAAUCGCAGUUUGAAACAAACAACAAGAUGAAAGAGCCCAAUUCAGUACUCGCUGUGUUCUGGUGUUCAGGGCUCACACAAAGAAAGGCGUCUCGAGACGCAAAAAAUAAGCGCUUUCAAGUGUUUUGAUCAAAACACUUGAACAUCGAAUUUGCUUAUUUUUGCUCUAGUGCCGAAAAAUACAUCCGAAAUAUGUCAAAAUAUCCACCUUGGAAAUUAUGCUCGAAAAAACUGUCAGUUAUUUCUUAAAUGAAAGUAAACGUGAUGUCUCUUAAAGGGACCGCACCUAAUUUAGCUACUGGCUGCUGUAAUGUUAAUCCAAGAAAAUGAAAAUCACUCACUGCUCUUGACUACUUUGUAUUUUUAACAGUCAAACCAAAAAUUAUUCAGACACCAGAUAUAUUUUUUGAUAUAUAUAGCAAAACUGUAAUAAUGUGAGAAAUGUUGAAGGUGUCUGAAUAAAUGCAGGUUUCAUUGUAUAUUUCAUUUUUACAUUGAAGACUAUCCAGUGCUUUUUACAUUUAAUUAUUUAGUUUAAUUAUCUAGAUUAAUCUAGAUUAAUUUCAAGAUCACAGUGAGAUUAAUCUAGAUUAAAAAAAAUUAAUGCCCACCUCUAAUAUAAAUAUAUUUAAUUGGAAUAAUUUUAGCUUAUUUGUUUUGUUUGAUUUUUUCCUUCCGCCCACCUUGUAAUUAUACAUAAUUAUGUUGUGUUUAUAUGAAAAGUGUCUGUUAUUUUUGACAUUUUGGUUGCCCUAAUUUGGUUGAUUAUUUUAGGUUUACUUUGUUGAAACACAUUAGUUCCAUAAAUCAGUUUUCUUUAAACUCUUUGCACUCAGGCUGGAUAUUUUUCAGGUUUUAACUUAAUUAUUUUUGUAAUCAUUUGAAAAGUAAUUUUAUUACAAAACUUAUAUUUAUUUGCUUUUAAUAGCAUUUUAGGGCAUAAUGGAAAUGUAAUGGCACUGGUACAAGUAAAUGAGGGGAAUGAGAUUUUACAUUUACCAAAACAAAAAGGACUCGGAGGAUAUUUGCAUUUGUCUUCAUUCUCAAACAAACAACACCGUCUCUGCCCAACGUGCUUUCAUAAUAAUUAAUGAUCACCUAAGGACCAACAAUGCUCCUCCUUGACGGCUGUUUCCUGUGAAGGAGGAGAGUUUCUAAAAACCUAAUUAUGUCAGCAUUAAGAGAAGUAAUAACAUGACUCGCAAACAGAGAACUAAUCAUAAACUAAUCAUGUAACGUCAAUAUCCUGAGUCGGUGUCCUGUCAGCCAUGUUGUUAUCCACUGAAAAGAAUUGAUGAAAUCAGAUUCAAGGUACAAGGACUCUGUAUAUCAAGAAGCAUCUCACGAUGUAUGGAAACCGAUGUAUGAAAACACCUGCACAACCCUGCAGGAAUAAGCAAUAAUUAAUGGACCUCAACACAAAGGAUCCAUACAGCAUGUCCCAUGACUUGUGACUUGCUUGUGACUCUUUCUAGGAACUGAACUUUUCAAUAAAUAGUCUCAAAAGACAAUCAUUGAGAAAUAUAAAGGGUUAACUAUAUUCACAAAUAAUAUGUUUUAUGUCUUUUAUAUACUUGAUGUGUUCAAUGUAACUGGCGCUACUUUAACCAAUGUUUUAUAACCCCUUUUAGCAGAUAGUGCUAUUAAAUGUUUGAAAGUUUA
Molecule: messenger RNA, 3477 nt
Organism: Carassius gibelio (silver crucian carp)
Lineage: Eukaryota; Metazoa; Chordata; Actinopteri; Cypriniformes; Cyprinidae
Product: endonuclease V
Exons: 8
Coding region: 22-780 (252 amino acids)
Biological process (GO): DNA repair
Cellular component (GO): cytoplasm; nucleolus
Molecular function (GO): single-stranded RNA binding; RNA endonuclease activity producing 5'-phosphomonoesters, hydrolytic mechanism
Source: RefSeq, a predicted model, not a curated record